This is a messenger RNA of Puma concolor (puma), 1954 nucleotides long. RefSeq names its product solute carrier family 7 member 7 (gene SLC7A7). NCBI's taxonomy places the organism in Eukaryota, Metazoa, Chordata, Mammalia, Carnivora, Felidae. Gene Ontology annotation, cellular component: membrane. Gene Ontology annotation, biological process: amino acid transmembrane transport. Gene Ontology annotation, molecular function: L-amino acid transmembrane transporter activity; basic amino acid transmembrane transporter activity. The record is from RefSeq and is a predicted model, not a curated record.
CGCACCUGCCCAAAGGUCACGGGACAGAGGGCGAUGCCAAGAAGCUGGUGACGGCUUUCUUCUCCUUCCACCAUGGCUGACGGCAUUAAAUAUGAAGUGGCCUCCCAGCAAGAGGGGGAUGCCUCCCCUUUGGGCGAUGAAGCCAGCUCAGGGUCUGAGCAGGUAAAGCUGAAGAAGGAGAUCUCGCUGCUUAAUGGCGUGUGCCUGAUUGUGGGGAACAUGAUCGGCUCGGGCAUCUUUGUCUCCCCCAAGGGCGUGCUCAUGUACAGUGCCUCUUUUGGCCUCUCCCUGGUCAUCUGGGCUGUUGGGGGCCUCUUCUCCGUCUUUGGGGCCCUUUGUUAUGCGGAAUUGGGCACCACCAUUAAGAAAUCUGGAGCCAGCUAUGCCUACAUCCUUGAGGCCUUCGGGGGAUUCCUUGCCUUCAUCCGACUGUGGACCUCGCUCCUCAUCAUCGAGCCCACCAGCCAGGCCAUUAUUGCCAUCACCUUUGCCAACUACAUGGUGCAGCCCAUCUUCCCGAGCUGCUUUGCCCCCUAUGCGGCUGGGCGCCUGCUGGCUGCUGCCUGUAUCUGUCUCUUAACCUUCAUUAACUGUGCCUAUGUCAAGUGGGGAACACUGGUACAAGAUAUCUUCACCUAUGCUAAAGUCUUGGCAUUGAUCGCCGUCAUCAUUGCAGGCAUCGUUAGACUUGGCCAGGGAGCCUCCACUCACUUUGAGAAUUCUUUUGAGGGUUCAUCAUUUGCAGUGGGGGACAUUGCCCUGGCAUUGUAUUCGGCUCUGUUCUCCUACUCAGGCUGGGACACCCUCAACUAUGUUACUGAAGAGAUCAAGAAUCCCGAGAGGAACCUACCUCUCUCCAUUGGCAUUUCCAUGCCCAUUGUCACCAUCAUCUACAUCUUGACCAAUGUGGCUUAUUACACUGUGCUAGACAUGAGGGACAUCCUGGCCAGUGAUGCUGUUGCUGUGACUUUUGCAGACCAGAUUUUUGGAAUUUUCAAUUGGACAAUUCCAUUGGCGGUUGCAUUAUCCUGCUUUGGUGGCCUCAAUGCCUCCAUUGUGGCUGCUUCUAGGCUUUUCUUUGUGGGCUCAAGAGAAGGCCAUCUCCCGGAUGCCAUCUGCAUGAUUCAUGUUGAGCGGUUCACACCGGUACCUGCUCUGCUCUUCAAUGGUAUCAUGGCACUGAUCUACUUGUGUGUGGAGGACAUCUUUCAGCUCAUUAACUACUACAGCUUCAGCUACUGGUUCUUCGUGGGGCUCUCUAUUGUUGGUCAGCUUUAUCUGCGCUGGAAGGAGCCUAAUCGGCCUCGUCCCCUCAAGCUCAGUCUUUUCUUUCCCAUUGUCUUCUGCCUCUGCACCAUCUUCCUGGUGGCCGUACCGCUUUACAGUGAUACCAUCAACUCCCUCAUCGGCAUUGGCAUUGCUCUCUCGGGCUUGCCCUUUUACUUCCUCAUCAUCAGAGUGCCAGAACACAAGCGACCUCACUGCCUCCGAAGGAUUGUGGCAUCCACUACAUGGUACCUCCAGGUCCUAUGUAUGUCAGUUGCUGCAGAGAUGGAUUUGGAAGAUGGAAGAGAGACACCCAAGCAACGAGAUCCCAAGUCUAACUAAACACCAUCUAGAAUUCUAAGAUGCGGAAAGCGGGGGCCUCUUGUCUCUUGCUGGCUGGAGCCAAGGAAGAGAAAAGGAAAGUACACUUCUUUGUUGAAGCUGCUCAGACCAAGCUUCUGGACAGGUGCCUCCAAUUUUUGAACUUGCUUUUUGAGAGAUGAAAAGUAAUUUAUUUGUUUUGCUACACACUGUUCCAGAUUUUUUUAAAAAAAGAGAAUAUAGCAGACUGUGGUGGGGAGCAUGUCAGGUGUGGGCUUGGUUGUACUAGUAGCAUAUUCCCGUGUGUCAAGAUGUUCACUCACUUCUGGCUGUGCCUACCCACUCCUUUCCUUUAAAAGGGCCAAUA